GUCCUUUCUUUGGGUUUCAUUGAGCAAUGCUCUAGUAGAGCCAACGUAGGCAAACAGCCGCCACCACCCUCACCAUGAAAAUAGAAGGUGCCUCGGUGGUCCUUGCUCUGGCAUUUUUCUGCUUCUUCUCAGAUGUUGCCAGUCAAGCUUCGAUUAAGAAUGAAUGCAGGAAAAUCUGGUCGCUUCUGCGCAGCGGGAAGUUUUCCUGUCCCACCACCAGGGAGCCCUUCAGAAGCCCCAAUAACAAAGGAGACCUCAACAAGUGCAUGAUGUGCCAAAGGCUGCUGGAAAGAGACUCAAAAAACCARGGGAGUGGUGGAGAUUUGGACAGGAACGUGAACUCCUUGGGAAAGGACGAGUGCCGGGAGUUCCGGGAUCUGUUCAGGAGGGGGAAGCUUUCCUGCACCAGGGAGAACGACCCUGUCCGGGAUGCCUCUGGAAAACAGCACAGCAAUAAAUGCAUCAUGUGUGCAGAGAAGUUCAAAAGGGAGAAUGAGCGGAAGUUAUCUAAAAACAGACAAGGAAAGGAUAAGGAUGACUGCAGCGAGUUUCGCUCCCAGUUUGAARCUGGUGGACGCCUGUCCUGCACCAGGGAGAACGCCCCUGUCCGGGAUGCUUCUGGCAGGCAGCACACCAACAAGUGUCUCAUGUGUGCCGAGAAGUUCAAAAAGGAAGCUCAGAGAGGGGGUGGAGCGCUCCAGCGCAACAAAUCGCCCUCUUUGGAGAGAACAAACCAGAAGAACUGUGGUGGUUCACGGCAGGGUGUAAACGACAGACGUCCCUUCUCAUCGGGCAGAGGCCCACAAGGUCAGCGUGGCAGGAACUGCAACCGGUCCCCCGGCCGCAAGUCACAGAGCAGAGACACCGACGAGGACCCGGCGCUGGACUGUGAUCGAAUUCUGCACGGGGUAAAGGGUGGAAGGAUUUUCUGCAGCGAAUCCUCACAACCAGUCUGUGGCACUGAUGGGAAAACAUACAAAAAUGAAUGUGACUUGUGUUCAGCUGCCAUGAGAGCUUCCAACUUCAUCACGGUAAACUAUCGAGGCGAGUGCCGAGCGCCUGGCCCUGAAGUGGAGUAAUGGAGUUCAGARUGCCAGCAAACACCAGGGAUCAGCUGUGACCAAAGAGCGAGAAAAGGAAGAGUCGAUGUCGAGCACCAGGGGAGCUGCAGAGUCCCCAGGGCUGCCAGAGCUGCCUUCAUCCCCUUCUGCAGCAAACAGAGCCCAUCCUUGCUCAGGUGGAGGGCGAAAGGCUGUGGGGCCUCGGUGGUGUGUGCCUCGCUGUGUCUUACCGUGCUUCUCCAAUAAAGAUAACUCCUCAGCUUCAUGUCACUUUUCUUCACUGAGCCUCGGGGGAGGGACACACGAGCCCCCAGUGUGGCUUUUGCCUAGGCAAUAAGCACCAGCUGCUGUAAAUACCUGGCGAAGAUGUUGGACCCAAGGAGGAAGAGUGUGGUCUGGGGUUUUGUGAGGAGGGGUCAGGGGUCAGGUUCUCUCUGGCUCGUUACGGGGUCUUGGGUUAAUCACUUUCACUGCCCUAUCAGCCCUUUUCUCCUGCCUGUAAAACCAACAUUAAACGAUACUUACCUACCUCAGAGGGUUGUUU
Malurus melanocephalus (red-backed fairy wren) is the source of this 1605-nucleotide messenger RNA. RefSeq names its product serine protease inhibitor Kazal-type 5-like. NCBI's taxonomy places the organism in Eukaryota, Metazoa, Chordata, Aves, Passeriformes, Maluridae. The transcript has 14 exons. Gene Ontology annotation, molecular function: protein binding. The coding region runs from base 75 to 1079 and encodes 334 amino acids. The record is from RefSeq and is a predicted model, not a curated record.